GGUGUGAAAACAGAGAGCGUGCGAGGUCGUGCUGCUCCUACGUUUAAAUACAUGUAACUAAUGUUUACCAACAGAAAAGCUCUGUCAACAACCAAGCAUUCAAGAUGGUUCACACAUCCCUCCUGAUACUGCUGUGUUUCGGGAUUCUCGGAAACACAAGGGGAGUUGAGGAUGACAGAAGUUCUUGCCAAAAUGUCCAAACACCGGAUCAGAGGCGAUGUCACGUGUGCCAGGAUGCACCAAGGGACGUCACUCUAAUAAUACGCAAUGUUCUCAAAAGACCUUUCUUCGAAGAAGAGAUAAAAAUUAACUGCACGCGCUACCAAACCCUCUUCUACAUCAUGCAGCAAGCUGCUGAAGCCAACACAGCUUUCCAGUUCAAGGUGACUUACUUCAAACGGUUUGGCUUCUUCGUCAACGAGAUCAACAACGUGGGCGGCAAUUACUUUCUGGACCAGACGUGGUGGGAGAUUCUGGAUAAAAACAUGACCUUUACGCCAGGUGUGAGCUCAUACAUACCUCCACAUGGCGAGAUUGUCACCUUUAACCUUACGGCGACAAGACAUCACUGAUCACAAAGCUGAUAAAAAGCUGGUGAAAGCUGGCUUUCAUCCCGGGACCAGAAAAGGAAGACAAGUUUUGAAUAUUCAUACAACUUGGUUCACCCAUAAAAGGGUGUUUACUUACUUUUAGCUUUAUGAUAUACAUAAAAUAUGCAUGCCUUGAAUAGUGUUGAUGUUGUUGUCAACAAAAUAGAAUUACGUGGCAGAGACAAACUGUAAAAAGAUAAUUUUCGACCAUUUGUGCAAAAUCAGUUCGGUAAGUAAAGGUGACAUCAGGAGAGGGAGAAAGAAGGUAAAUAUUUUUUCUUUGCAUUCUUCCUUCCUUCUUUUUCCUUCGUCGUAUAUUUUUGUUUAUUCUUGUAUGCCUGUGUCCAUUUUAUAGCCUGAUUCUUUAACCACUAGCAAGACUCUAGUCUUUCACAUGACCUUUAGAAACUCCAGAAUGCUUUGAACUGUGUCACGUGAUCAGUGUGUUCUACAAGUCUCCUGAACUUAAAAUGUCAGUUGAACACUGCUUCUUGGAAUAAAUGUGAACAGAGUCA
Messenger RNA from Pomacea canaliculata, 1105 nucleotides. Its product is annotated as gastric intrinsic factor-like. The record is from RefSeq and is a predicted model, not a curated record. Lineage: Eukaryota; Metazoa; Mollusca; Gastropoda; Architaenioglossa; Ampullariidae. The coding region runs from base 105 to 572 and encodes 155 amino acids. Gene Ontology annotation, biological process: cobalamin transport. Gene Ontology annotation, molecular function: cobalamin binding. The transcript is spliced from 4 exons.